Messenger RNA from Argentina anserina (silverweed cinquefoil), 2499 nucleotides. RefSeq names its product protein S-acyltransferase 21. Gene Ontology annotation, molecular function: protein-cysteine S-palmitoyltransferase activity. The record is from RefSeq and is a predicted model, not a curated record. Gene Ontology annotation, cellular component: endoplasmic reticulum; Golgi apparatus. The coding region runs from base 320 to 2149 and encodes 609 amino acids. The transcript is spliced from 10 exons. Lineage: Eukaryota; Viridiplantae; Streptophyta; Magnoliopsida; Rosales; Rosaceae. Gene Ontology annotation, biological process: protein targeting to membrane; peptidyl-L-cysteine S-palmitoylation.
UCUUCUUCUCUGACUUCAUCUGAUCUCAACUCCUUCCACAAGCACUUGAAUCCAAAAUCAGACCAAAUGGGUUGCCUCGAAACCCGUUUCUGCCAUCGGGUCUGCAUUGAAAUCUUAAAACAGAGACCACAUAUUUGUUAUUUUAGCAUUGGAUUGUCUUAUUUGUCUACUGUGGUCUGAACCAAGAAACGCUAAUGCGGACGCAUCUUUGAACCAGUCCUUCUCAGAAUCUGGUUAAGAUUUGUGUCCAUGGCGGUUUUCGUUGGUUUUAGAAGGUAGUAUUGACCCUCUUUGAAUUUGAAGGAGUCUGUUCUUGGUCAUGGCUCGUCGUCAUGGAUGGGAACUCCCUGCUCACACUUUUCAGGUUGUGGCUAUAACCGUUUUCUUCUUGUUAACGGUUGCAUAUUAUGCCUUCUUCGCUCCCUUUCUUGGAAAUGAAAUUUAUGAGUACGUGGCAAUUGGUGUAUAUUCUGCGUUGGUGCUUUCUGUAUUCAUACUUUAUGUUCGGUGUACAGCAAUUGAUCCUGCUGAUCCUGGAAUACUACUUGAAGCGGACAAGUCAUUUUCCGGGAAAGAAAACAAUAACACAGAUAAUCAUGGGAACAUGUCAUUCAGUAAUAGAGGAAAAGUGGACAGCCAUAAUUCAAGUUGGUGCUCACAAUUUGGAGGUUUCUUUUGUGGAUGUUUUGUAAGAGAAGAUUGCCGCAAACGUGAAGAUCUCUUGCAAUUACAGCAAGAAUCUGGAGAGGAUCCUCUCUUCUGUACUCUGUGCAAAGCUGAGGUUGGCAAGUUCAGCAAACAUUGUAGAAGCUGUGAUAAAUGUGUUGAUGGAUUUGAUCAUCAUUGUCGGUGGCUAAAUAAUUGUGUGGGGAGGAAAAAUUAUAUCACCUUCGUGUCUCUUAUGGCCGUGAGCCUUGUUUGGCUUAUUGUUGAAUGCGGUGUUGGCAUUGCUGUCCUUGUUCGGUGCUUUGCUGAUAAAAACAGUAUGAAAAGGCAGAUAGCCGAUAGACUUGGAGCUGGUUUCUCUCAGCCCCCUUUUGCCACCGUGGUGGCCUUAUGUACUGCUAUUUCCUUCCUUGCCAUAUAUCCUUUGGCAGAGCUGUUCUUUUUCCACAUAAUUUUGAUUCGAAAGGGUAUUACAACCUAUGAGUAUGUUAUUGCCAUGAGAACACAAAGUGAACCUCCUGGACCAUCUGUGGACGGUGGCGAUCAGCAGAGUAUGGCAUCUUCACCAACAAGUUCGGCUGUGACUGCCUUGAGUGGAAGGAGCUCUCUUGGAAUGAAUUUGCCAUAUAAAGGUGCUUGGUGCACCCCUCCAUGGAUCUUUGUGGAUCACCAGAUGCAGGAUGAAAUUAUUCCACAUUUGGAGCCAGGACGUGUACCAUCAACACUGGAUCCAGAUGAAGUACAGCAGCCUGAUAAGGCAAAAAAAUUACCCCAACGUCCAGUACGAAUAAGUGCAUGGAAGCUUGCUAAACUAGAUGCUAAUGAGGCAACCAAAGCAGGUGCGAAAGCUAGAGCCUCAUCAUCUGUGCUUCGUCCAAUUAGUUCUCAACAUCAUCCGUAUGACGCUGACUAUGUAUUGAGCAGUAAUGUGAGUGGAAGAAGUAGUCGAACUAGUACUGAUCAUGGGUUUAGCAACAAAAACACCAGAGCUGGGACAUCAAACUUAUCUCCUCUGAGCUCAUACCCACCCAGUUGUGCUAGCAGAGAAGAUGUUGAAAUUGGACGUUACACUGGUAGUAACUUGAGCAGUCCUCAUGUCUCUAGUCUUGCGCCUUCUCCUCUUGAGCAGAAAGCUCCAAACAUGGAUCAGUUCAAUCCCAUUUAUCAGUCAUCAUUCAAUGAAUCUCCAUUCUCAGAAAAACAAAGUGAACGGAAUGUAACUGUAGGACAGAUGCGUACAGAAAAAGGUGACUCACGCCUUCAGCAGGGAAAUAAGAGAUCCUCAGUUUUUUGGGAUCAAGAAGCGGGACGUUUUGUCUCAUCUUCGAGAUCUACUGGUUCCUCCUCAGGAGCAGAGCUGUUGUACACGGGUCAAUCCAUAUUUUUCGGAGGACCUGUUCUCAAUGAGAUACCGGCUAGAGGGACAAGGACCACUGGUUCACUGGUUUCUGACCAUGACAGGUUCUACUUACCAACAGGGUAGAUCACAGAGAGGUGGCCAGCUUCCCGUGUUUGUUCCAAGCGAUUCAGAGAAAAACCAGUUUUCUUCUAGAUUGAUUUGAGUAUCUAAUUAGAAACACCGAACAACUUUCUUCAUAUAGAAUUUGAGCCAGGAUGUUUCUUCCGGCCAGUUUGACAUCGCUUACAUUGCAUGCAGAGUUUGCAUCAUAUUUUACUUUACUAACCCAAUACAUAGUGCAAUGCUGGUAUCAUAAUGUUGUUCCUCUACCACCUCCAUUUUUAUUACACUUGAAACUUGUAAGAUUCACUGGUGACAUGAGUGUGACCGUCGAUGAAGGACUUGGCAAUACAUAUGGCCAACCUUUCAGUUAA